GCAACUGGCAGAAUGCGUAGUCACACGGCAGACCGCGAACGUAGAGUACUGUCAUUGGCGGGCAAAUAGACGCGCGAAAAUACUGGCCGCUAACAGCCAUGCGCGGAAAAAUAAUACCAUAAUUAAAAAGUAAAACAUAAAUCGCGCAGCGUUGCUGGCUGUAUGGCACUGAAACCUUUGCCUAAAAAAGCAACUGUCAAAUUUCGGCGGCAAUAUUUGAUGUGCAAUUAUUUUUGUGAUUAGUUUUUAGUUGAAAAUGUGAAGUUAGAUUAGAAUUUAAAUUGUGAUAAUGCAUUGGAAAGAGGUAUUUGUUGUUGCAUCGCUGACUGUGCUUUUGGAUGCCACCAGUGAGCAGUUAUUUGGGGAUGAUGAGCACUCUAAUCGAGUUUUGGAGCAUUUGACUGAUGCAGAAAAGUUAUUUCUGUUUGGAGCUAUCGACAAAACACCCCAGUUUGAAAUAGCGCAUCUAAAGCAUCCACGGCGACGGAAGCGGUCAAUCUAUAACCGCCAACCAAAUCAAGAUCUAGAACUCAUCAAGAAGAUCCUAGAUCUAAAACUAAGUCCUAGAAACACCUUCCUAGACCCCCAGUUCCUAGUAGUGAGACGAUGGGCCAACAACACGGAGCCUGUUGUAGACCAUUCUGAUGAUGAAGUGGAUUCGUGUUAUUAUAGGAGUCAAAACGCCGCACUUUAUGUUUGCAAUGAUGUGAGAGGAGUCAUAAAAGCUGAUAAUGACAGCCAUUACUUCAUACAUCCUUUACCAGAAAGGUUUCACAACGAUGAUGGAAAGCACCACGUUAUAGUCAAAAGAUCUCCAACUGAUCGAAAUAACAAUGAUCAGUCGAAUCAAGAAAACACAUGUGUAGAAAGUACAGAUUUAGACAAAUUCAAUAACAACCCAUCUCAAAUUUGGACAAAACACAGGCGGAAAAGAGAAGCGAGACAAAGCACAAUAGAAAGUGAAAGAAAUAGUUUAGAGAAACUUAAACUAGACUUAGCUCAUAGGAAUAGAACAAUUAGUACAUUUAUUAACAAAUUAGAUUCAAUACAAAACAGGCAAAGAAGAGCCGUUUUACCGGCGAUAUUCGUCGAAACAGCUGUAUUUGUCGACAGAGACUUGUACAAGCACAUGACUGUAAACUUUCCCAAAGACACUGAGAGAGAACUGAUAAGAUUCGUCCUGGCAAUGAUAAACGCUGUGCAAUUGCUGUACCACGACUCAUCGUUGGGGAGACCAGUGAAUUUCAUCCUUAAGAGACUGGAGAUCCUUCACGAAGACCCGGCUAAUUUGAAGAGACCUCACGACAUUGACAGGUUCCUGAGUAACUUCUGUACAUGGCAAAGGCUGGAGAAUCCUCCGGGUGAUACCGAUCCCUUGCAUUGGGACCACGCGCUCAUUUUGACAGGGUUGGAUCUGUAUGUUGUGAGCAAGAACGGCAAAGUGAGCAGCCAAGUUGUUGGGUUGGCACCAGUAGCCGGGAUGUGUACAGUGACCAGCAGCUGCACGGUGAACGAGGGGAGACACUUCGAGAGCGUCUAUGUGGUCGCUCAUGAAAUCGGACACAACCUAGGAAUGCGGCACGACGGCCCGCUGGCAGACAACGGCUGCGACCCGAGCGCCUACAUCAUGAGCCCCACGCUCGGCAGCGGCAAGAUCACCUGGUCGCAGUGCAGCCGCACCUACCUGCAGAAAUUUCUCGACACAAUCCAGUCCCGAUGCCUGCUAGACCACGGCAACUCGGCGGGACAGCUGGACCACAGCGCGGAGGGCAUUCUGCCCGGAGAGCGGUUUGAUGCGGACCAGCAGUGCAUGUUAAAAUACGGGCGCGGCAGUCGUCACUCCGCAUCUCAGAGCCUGGAGGACAUCUGCCGGGACCUGCACUGCCAGCGGGAGCGCCACACCUGGACCUCGCACCCCGCGCUCGAGGGGACCAAGUGUGGACACGAUAUGUACUGCCGCGGCGGUGAAUGCGUGGAGCGCUACGGCACCUCAACCCCCUUGGGCUCGUGGGGCCGCUGGGGCGGAUGGUCCGAAUGCGCCUCGUCGUGUCUGCUAGAUGAGAGACAUAGUGCUGCAGCUAGUGGGAUUGCUGUCGCUACCAGACGGUGUAACCGAUUUAGACACGACAGUGGCAGUAGCUACUGUUCCGGCUACGACAAGAAAUAUCAGACGUGUAAUGCUCAACAGUGCAACAACGUGCCAAGACUGACAGUACGUGAGUUUGCGGAUCAAAUCUGCAGAAGGGCGAGGGAAGUGGACCCUGACCUAAUAGGGACUGGCUUGCAGAGAAUGGAUUCUGAUGACGUAUCGUCAUCGUGCGCGGUGUGGUGCGACACGCGCGGCGGCGGCUACAAGUCCCGCGGCUGGACGCUGCCCGACGGCGCGCGCUGCUCCCGCCACGCGCCCCAGUACUGCAUAGCCGGCUCCUGCCAGGUCAGUGUCUACACGGUACGCUACAAGUCCCGCGGCUGGACGCUGCCCGAUGGCGCGCGCUGCUCCCGCCACGCGCCCCAGUACUGCAUAGCCGGCUCCUGCCAGGUCAGUGUCUAUACGGUACGCUACAAGUCCCGCGGCUGGACGCUGCCCGAUGGCGCGCGCUGCUCCCGCCACGCGCCCCAGUACUGCAUAGCCGGCUCCUGCCAGAAAUUCUCAUGCUCUCCCCACGCCGACUCCCAAUUCUCCCUGACGCCGAGCGAGUGCGAGUGGGAGGCCCUGCAGCUGCAGACAGCUACGCCGCAUACCUCCACAAAAUCCUCCGGCACGUGGCGUCGCGCGGUCGGCUCCCAGUGGCGGGCUGUCAGCGGCUGCCACUACCACUGCGUCAGCGGCGGCAGCGGCGUGCGGCUGGUCCGGGCCGCCGGCAAGCAGUCUACUAGCAUACAGCUGUGCCGCCCCGACACGCCUAGCGCUAGACUGGGCUGUUCGCAAAGGAAGACACCAUACCAGUACGCUACGAUGGUCUGCACCAAAUACAAGGAAAGAGUCAGAAGAUUGUCCGGACUUGGCAUGCAGAUAUCACCGGCUUUAGAGGACCCAGACCGCCCCUGCCGAGUGGCCUGCCAGGACGCGGGCGUGUCGCACCGGUUCUACCUGGUGCACGGGCAGGAGGGCUGGUUCCCGCUCGGGACGCCGUGCGGCGGCGGCAACGCCAGCUACUGCGUCAGCGGGAAGUGCUUGGAAUUCGGCCCAGACAACACACCGCUCUCCGAGAUGGUGUUCACGCUGCCCCUGCUGAACCGCACCACCCACUCGGCCGUCAGACGACACUCGUCGCGACACCGGCGCAGCUUGCAACGAGAGAAAGUGGUGGUCACAGCCACGCUUAAACAGAGCCACCUGGACCAUAUUAUUAAGCAUUUGAACUUUACAGAAAACAAAAACGAGCCGAUAACAUACUUCGAACACAUACCGGAGCAUAUCGAAGUGGAUUUCAACAACCCAAUACACAUCGCUCCAGAAGAGAGUAUGUUCGGCAAAAUACCAAAACCGAGGUGGGACCGGCAAGUUGGGACCUUGUCACAAUACACACACGUGUAGAUAAUACAAGUGAUUUAUUGAAGUGACUUAGAGAAACUUUAGUGUGAAAUGGUGUCGAGUGUAAUAAAUAAUUGACUGAGGUGCUAAAGUGAAUGAAUUUUGAAGCGUUCAUUCGAAGACUGGCCUUUUUGUAAGUUGUCUGUACUUUUUGUUAAUGUUCAAAAACUCUAUUUACCUCAACUUUUUAUAUAAAUUUGUUAUGUAGGCAUGUAAUAAAUUAAUUAUCUUGAUUUUAUAAUUGUUUUAAAGUACAACCUAAAACUGGUGUUAUUAUUUUGUGUUCAAAACAACUUGUACCUUUUACCUCAAUUUUAUCACUGCCUGUAUUCUUUAAGUAUUCCUAAUGAAAUGAUUUUGUGGUAUA
This is a messenger RNA of Plutella xylostella (diamondback moth), 3902 nucleotides long. The record is from RefSeq and is a predicted model, not a curated record. Lineage: Eukaryota; Metazoa; Arthropoda; Insecta; Lepidoptera; Plutellidae.